Actinia tenebrosa (Australian red waratah sea anemone) is the source of this 972-nucleotide messenger RNA. Its product is annotated as small nuclear ribonucleoprotein Sm D1-like. The record is from RefSeq and is a predicted model, not a curated record. Gene Ontology annotation, biological process: RNA processing; spliceosomal snRNP assembly. Gene Ontology annotation, molecular function: RNA binding. Lineage: Eukaryota; Metazoa; Cnidaria; Anthozoa; Actiniaria; Actiniidae.
UGUGUGGCCACGUGGAAUGGUAACGAGACUCAACGUCUAAGAACGUCGUUUGACAGUCAACAGCCAUCUUUGAUAACUUUACGAAGUUUGGUAAUUUUUAAUCUUGUUGCAUCUUGCUCAUCUAAGGUGCAAUUAUGAAGCUUGUUAGGUUUUUGAUGAAACUAAGCCACGAGACGGUGACAAUUGAACUUAAAAAUGGAACAGUAGUUCAUGGAACUAUAACUGGUGUGGAUAUGAGUAUGAAUACUCAUCUCAAAGCUGUAAAAAUGACUGUCAAGAACAGAGAACCCAUGCAGCUAGAUUCUUUAAGUAUCAGAGGAAAUAAUAUUCGAUAUUUCAUACUCCCAGAGAGCUUACCACUAGAUACAUUAUUAGUAGAUGAUGCUCCCAAAGCAAAGGCCAAGAAGAAGGAAGCAGUUGCAUUAGGUCGUGGUAGAGCAAGAGGCAGAGGAAGAGCAAGGGGAAGACCAUUAGGACGUGGUGGACCUGAGCGUGGAGGCAGAAAAUAAUUAUAUUCCCCAAGAGCAGUAUCUAUAGUACUCUACCAGCCUGGAGAGUUUUGGCACUAGUACAGUUGAUGAAUAAUGGCUUUGAGAUGACUUGAAAUAUAAAGAGGGUCUUAUAAGGAAGCUCUACAUGUAUUUUCAGGUGUCAAAUAGAUGACAGUAUGUAACUUGGAUUGAUAGGCAAGCAAGUUUCUUUCUAUAAAAUACAUGUUAGAAUAACCGUCUUUUUUACUGACACAAAAGAAAGUGAAUGUUCGUGCUCUAAUUGAGCACACAUAUUUAUUUAAAAAUAUAGAAUCAAACUUUUGCAUGGAUGACUUUUGCAAACUUAUGUGAUGGAUGGAAGCCAAAAACAUCUGGAGUUAGUUGUCUGGGGCAAUGAAACAUGAAAUGUGCUUAAGUUUCCUCAUAACACUAUUACCAAAGAACUGUCAAAGUUAUGUCUUAUUCAACAUUGACUCUGAAA